AGCUGCACUCAUGAACCACUGCGCUGAAUAAAGGACCAAACAACCUUGCUUAUUAGUAUAAUACUAGCGAUGAAUCAUUCAUUCACAACCUGCUGUAUUGUUUGAUCUGUUUGCAUAAACCCAAAUGUCUAUAUAUCCUUUCAUGGUUACACCUUGCAAAUGGACAUUGGGACAGUGUAAAGACGUGAUUCUUGACCACGGCUCCAGAAUGUUUAGACGAUUUAAGAGGAAGUUGUGGCAUCCAUUGAGGCCCUAUACUGGCUCAGCGCCUCAGUGCCCUGAUUCUCAGUUAAAAAAUUCAGAGAUGUCAACCCAAAGCGAGAGACCCUUACACACACCAGUCAUGGUGAAGGAAGUGUUGCAGUUUCUGGAAAUCAAACCCGGGCAGGUUGUCCUGGACUUGACCUUUGGGGCCGGAGGUCACUUGAAGGCCAUCCUGCAGUCGGUUCCUGAUGUAAUGGGGGUGGCGGUAGAUCGUGACCCCACGGCUUACCAAAUGGCUCAGCGUUUAGCAGAAGACUACCCGGGCCAGGUGAAGCCAGUACUAGGAAGGUUCAGUGAGCUGAAUGACCUGCUCCCAAAGUUGGGAUUGGGUCCAGGGGGUGUGGAUGCUGCUCUUCUGGAUGCAGGUUGCUCCUCCAUGCAGAUGGAUUCAGCAGAAAGGGGCUUCUCCCUCAGCAAGGAUGGACCGCUAGACAUGAGGAUGGACAGAGACAGGUACCCCGACAUGCCCUGCGCGGCUGACGUGGUCAACGCCUUAGAUCAACAGGCGCUUGCGUCCGUAUUGGCUGCGUAUGGGGAGGAGCGGCACACCAGGAAAAUUGCGGCGGCCAUCGCACAGGCACGCAGCGUCUACCCCAUCAGCCGGACCCUGCAACUGGCCAGCAUCGUAGCAGGAGCAUUUCCAGCCAGUGCGCUGUACGCCCGGCGUGACCGCCUGCAGCGGCCUUCACACGUUGCCACCAAAACCUUCCAGGCCUUACGGAUAUUUGUAAACAACGAACUCAAUGAGUUGCACGCCGGCCUGCAUGUGGCGCAAACUCUGCUCCGUCCCAAGGGGCGACUCUGUGUUCUCACCUUCCAUUCCUUAGAGGACCGGCUGACCAAACGUUUUCUUCGUGGAGAGGACCUGGCUGCCCCACCACGCCGCAGCAUUCGCCAGCGAGCCAAAGCCCAGCAUGGAUUGGAGAGAGAGGAGCAGGAGGAGGAGGAAGAGAAUGAAGAAGGGGAGAGGGGGCGAGAGAGUGCACAUUGGGUCAGUCUGAAGAAAGUGAUAAAGCCAUGUGAGGAAGAGGUGCAGGAGAACCCAAGAGCUCGAUCAGCUAAACUCAGAACAGCAGUAAGACGAUAGACAGUGGUGAAAAUUCUGAUUGCUAAUUUACAUUUUUCUGUGUGUAGUUUCAGUAAUAAAUAUUAGAUCUCCUGAAAUUGUUCUCGUGACUUAUUGUUAAAAAUGUUUUUGGCUUGGCCAUGAAGACCGCAUAUCUGGCUGAGGUGCCAAAGUGUACCUACACCAAAGUGUAUUUAAAAUACAUUUAUUUUUAUAUUUUGGUAAACUACUAAAGUAAUGUCGCUUGAGGCUUAUGAUGUAAAUAUUAUAAUUAAGUUUAUUUGGAGUACUUCUUUAUUGCAAAACGCACAUUUCUUAAUAUUAAGCCUGAAGGCACGGGCCGAAACGCAUCUGUGCAGUAAAGAGCUUAAGAAAAGAAUGUAUACUCUCUCCUAUUUUUAGUUUUUUUAAUAUUAAGCCUAAAAUGUGUUUUAAUGUCACUAUUAGUAAGGAUGGUAUGAUCUCUGUCUAAUAUCAUUCUUUAAAUGCAAGAUAUUUAAAGUGUACCUGCAAUAGUUUAGCACAAUCAAAUAUACUUGAAUAUUUCUUUAGUUGGACCUCAGCACUAUUUCCAGAUUUGUAGUACACUUAGUAUGAAAUAAAUG
Molecule: messenger RNA, 1935 nt
Organism: Pimephales promelas (fathead minnow)
Lineage: Eukaryota; Metazoa; Chordata; Actinopteri; Cypriniformes; Leuciscidae
Gene: mettl15
Product: methyltransferase 15, mitochondrial 12S rRNA N4-cytidine
Biological process (GO): rRNA base methylation
Molecular function (GO): rRNA (cytosine-N4-)-methyltransferase activity
Source: RefSeq, a predicted model, not a curated record